AUGCUAGUGCCGCCGCCCAAUUUCGGAUUGGUGGAGGACAGCCUCUACAGAUCAGGUGCGCCAGAUCUGCUCAAUUUCCCAUUCCUAGAGACGCUCAGCCUAAAGAGCGUCAUUUGGCUGGCUCCCGAAGAGCCGGAUGGUACCUUGUGA
Molecule: messenger RNA, 150 nt
Organism: Ceraceosorus guamensis
Lineage: Eukaryota; Fungi; Basidiomycota; Exobasidiomycetes; Ceraceosorales; Ceraceosoraceae
Product: protein-tyrosine phosphatase
Exons: 1
Coding region: 1-150 (49 amino acids)
Molecular function (GO): phosphatase activity
Source: RefSeq, a predicted model, not a curated record